Molecule: messenger RNA, 1272 nt
Organism: Lontra canadensis (Northern American river otter)
Lineage: Eukaryota; Metazoa; Chordata; Mammalia; Carnivora; Mustelidae
Product: testis-specific serine/threonine-protein kinase 5-like
Exons: 8
Coding region: 115-1272 (385 amino acids)
Biological process (GO): protein phosphorylation; intracellular signal transduction; microtubule cytoskeleton organization
Cellular component (GO): cytoplasm
Molecular function (GO): tau-protein kinase activity; ATP binding; protein serine/threonine kinase activity
Source: RefSeq, a predicted model, not a curated record
AGGAGCCUCCUCCGGCCCUGUUGCCCUAGCCCUUCUGAUCCCGGUCAGGCCUCUGCCCCGCCCCCUGCUCCUCCCACCCAAGGCCCCGCCCCCUCCCGUGGCACCCCGCCCUUCAUGAAGGGCAGUGCCCGGCGAAAGCUGGACCAGCAAAACUUCAUGGAGCAGGUGCGCGAAUGCAGGGACAACGGCUACCUGCUCUCUUCCAGGAAGAUUGGCUCUGGGGCCUUCUCCAAAGUCUACCUGGCCUACGCCACACAUGAGCGCAUGCGGCACAACCCCAAGCUGGCCUCCGACCUGCGAGGCAAGCACCAUGCCAUGGUGGCUAUCAAGAUCAUCUCCACGGCUGAGGCCCCCAUGGAGUUCUCCCAGAAGUUCUUGCCCCGUGAGAUAUCAUCCCUCAAUGCUACCUACAAGCACCUGAAUGUGGUGCAGCUCUAUGAGACCUACCACAACAGCCAGCGCUCCUACUUGGUGCUGGAGUUGGCGGCCCGCGGGGACUUGCUGGAGCACAUCAACGCCGUGUCAGGCCACCGCUGCCGCCCAGGGCUGGAAGAGGAGGAGGCCCGUGGGCUGUUCUGGCAGCUGGUCAGUGCCGUGGCCCAUUGCCACAGCUCUGGCAUUGUGCACAGGGAUCUCAAGUGUGAGAACAUCCUGCUGGACGACCACGGCCUCCUAAAGCUGACCGACUUUGGCUUCGCCAACCGCUCGGGCCUCAAGGACUCGCUGCUGAGCACCUUCUGCGGCUCUGUGGCUUACGCAGCCCCCGAGAUCCUCAUGAGCAAGAAGUACAACGGGGAGCAGGCUGACCUGUGGAGCCUGGGUGUCAUCCUCUAUGCCAUGGUGGCCGGGAAGUUGCCCUUCAAGGAGCAUCAGCCACACCGCGUGCUGCACCUCAUGCGCCAAGGCCCAGCCUUCAGGCCCGGCAUGUCCCCAGAGUGCCAGGACCUGAUCCGGGGCCUGCUACAGCUAAGGCCGCGCGCACGCCUGGAUCUGCAACAGGUGGCCGCCCACUGCUGGAUGCUGCCCGCCACGCAUGCGCUCUUCCGCACCAUGCGCGGCUCUUCGCCAGUUGCAGUGAAGCCAGCCGAGUCACAACUGCCCGCAACCCUGCAUCCCACGGAGCCUGGCAGAGACUCAGAGCGGCGCCUGCAGCUCCGGCGCCCUCACCACAGAGGGACUCACCGUGGGAAUGCUUCUGGCCUGAGCCCCCAGAGGGAGUCCCAAGAAGAGGUGCAGGAUCUGCUCAGCGGGAGCUCCGGAGCAUGGCGGUAG